CACAUUUGUAGGUCACAACUGAUGAUUUUCUGGUGGUUAUUGCUGCUUUUAAAUUAAGAACAGCGUUUCUAAACACUAGGACGUUACUAUCUUUACUGAAUCCGGGUGUCGCCGUUUAAAGCAUGGCGGACAGAGGACGCAAAGCAUUUCCCGUUUCUUCUCAUCUUUGCGAUGAGCGAUGGCAGCGUCACUGCAUGGACCUCCAUAAGCAACGGCUAGUAGAUAUGAAGCAUCGCAUUGACAAUACGAAGCCGGAGACGUUUGAUCUAGUGCUUUCGAAGGGCAAGCGUCAGAUGCUCGACAAGGAGCGGCAGACUGAAGUUGACAGGGAGAACGCUAUACUCCUGCAAAAAAUGGUUCGCAUCAAGGAGCAGGACACGCGCGCAGUGUUCCGGCCAUGGACAGCUCGGUCAACUUUCCAAUGGAAAGUGGGCCAUUAUUACGAUCCGGCAACGAACACCAAGACGUUAGACCACAUCAACCUAACCAGCAGCGUGUCUCCGCGCUCCAUACAUUACUUCGCGCUGACGCGUCCCGGCACUGCGCCGCCAGACGUAACGGCCCGUCUAAGGGACAUGGAAAUACAGGUUGAUAACACCAAGCUGCUCCGCGCUAUCACCACCAUGCGCACGCACUACAGCAACGAGGUCUUUGAGCGGCGCCACGCAGAGGAAAGCAUACUUGUCAACCGCAUCUCCAACUUCCGCGGCCCCGAAUCCGCCAGCAUCAGCGCCGCACGCAAUACGCCGUAUCUCGCUCCACUGACAGGCCGCUCGUCAAGCUCCAAUCGGGGCUCUCGGCAGGCCCCUCGAAUGGGCUGGCCCGCCGCUCCAACGUCCCCCAGCCAGCCGCGCUACGAGGAGGGCCAGGACCGCGAUGGCAUCCAUCUACCCUCCUUAUCCUGCGGCAAUUCCCGACCAGGCACCGCUGUGGGCGGGACGCAGGAGGGCCUUGGCGCGACGUCUCCGCGAGAGAGCGCAUCAUCGCACCGAAACGGCUCAUCGCGACAGAGCGGCUCAUCGCGGCAUAGCUUGUCCUCCAGGCACAGCGGGGGCUCGCUAGGGGGCGAGGCCCCUCAGGCGCAGCCGUCGGCUGGUCCCGUGGUGGGCAGCCGGCCAGGAUCCACCCACGCUGGGGGCAGCGCGGCGGGUAGCCAGUCCACCUCAACCAUGGCCGGUGCUUCCUUUUCUUUUGCUGGAAAGCGCGAGGAUGGGCGCAAGGGGAGCGCGAGCAGCGAAGGCCUCAAACCAUCGUCUUCUACGUCCUCAUCAAGCUCCAAGCGCAGUGUUGGGGGUGGGGCCGGCGCAGUUGACCCUGGGACCAGCGUUGAGGAUGAGUACGCAGACGAGCAGUACGAGCAGGAGGAUCAGGACGAGAAGCGGCGGGAAGAUGAAGAGGAGGCUGCCCAAAGCGAUAGGAGCGGGUCGAAGUCAAGCUCGGGGUCAGCUGUGCGCGCACAGGACCGUCGCGAGGAUGCCGGUAACAGCGGCUAUGAUGACGAGGACUUCGCUGCUGACGACGACACGAACCGGGUGUCAGGCGCGGUGGAGGAGGAUGACGCUUAUACGGAGCCGACGCCUCGUGACGACGGCGAUAGCGAUGAAGGCGCCGGUGGUGGUGUCCGCAAGGGGCCUGCUGGCGGGGACGAUGAGCGGCCAGCCGAGGACGGGCUGGAGGACCAGGACGCUGGCGAAGAGGCAGAGGCAUUUGAUUCGGCCGAAGCGGAGCUCCGGGCAGAGAUGAAGGCGAAGGAGGAAGCGGAAAUGAACCAGCAAUUCGCCGAUGAGAUGGCCGCUGAUGCAUAUGACGAUUAUGGGAUGGGCGGCGGGGCCGGGAGCAGCAUAGGCGCGGCGUCGUACAAUACGGCUCAAUCUCCCAAGGUCGGAGGAUUUGCAGCUGAUUGGGAUUAAGAGGCGGACUGAAAGUGCAUCUGGUAGUAAUUGCAUCGGCAGCAGGGCCAGACAUUCAUUCAUGUAGUUGGGGCAGGUGGCGGCGGGGGGCUGCUUAAGGGGCGGUGAGGUGACCACUGAAAAAUUGUUUGGGCGUAUUUAGCGCUUUAGGGCGCGAACGUUUCCGGUCUCCCGGGAAGCCACGUCUUCGCGGGGAUUUGCUUUGUGGACGGACCGGGGCAGCGGCGUCGCAUUUAUGCACUCUGGACGACCAGCCAUUAUGCAACUCCUAUAUUCAGUUUUGUUUAGGCAGGCUAGCCGCAGCUGUGACGUCUUGGGAUGCAUUCAGCGUAUUGGGUUUACUGUUUGCUAGCGCUGGCCCUUUUCAGUGCAGCAGCUGGUAUUUAUCGUUAUUUUUCCGGCAAGUAUCUCCGCUGGUUUGUACGCGAGUGGAACGCGUUCUCUCCAUUCACACUCGCUAGCAGUGUACCCAGUGACUGCUGCCGACGCACAAAGGAGAGUUUAAGUACGCAGCAUGUCCUCGAGGGCCUUUUGAUGUACUGAACUGGAGUGCGCGGUUGCGAUUUGGUCCGUGCUAAAUUGUGCCGCGUAAGCAGCUGUGUACGGUGGACCUAACUGCUAUCAGUCAGAUCCUCAUGGGGUAAGCCAUGGCCCUGCUGCCUCAUGCAUUUGGACUAUCUUAGAAUUCUCGAUCCAGAUCUCCAGAUAGACGAAAUUGCAACCCCGCCACCUUGGCUCGCUGGCCUCGCUGCCUGGCAAGCCUAUUCUGGGUUUAUAAUGUUGGUACCGCAUUGUACUGCUCAAACCGAAGUUGGCUGGAUCCAGCUUCAGCCUUUUCGAGUAGUGCCAUUAGCUUACCUAGGUGAAUUACUUGUUCACUGACGCAGCGUUAGUAGCUAAUUUUGUGAUAAGGGGAAGUGCAAGCGAAGUGGCGUGCCAGAACGUGUAACAGAAGAUGUAUC
This is a messenger RNA of Volvox carteri f. nagariensis, 2872 nucleotides long. RefSeq lists its product as uncharacterized. The transcript is spliced from 5 exons. The record is from RefSeq and is a predicted model, not a curated record. The coding region runs from base 123 to 1910 and encodes 595 amino acids. Lineage: Eukaryota; Viridiplantae; Chlorophyta; Chlorophyceae; Chlamydomonadales; Volvocaceae.